This is a messenger RNA of Phlebotomus papatasi, 2041 nucleotides long. Its product is annotated as nucleoside hydrolase-like. Bases 859 to 1860 code for a protein of 333 amino acids. The record is from RefSeq and is a predicted model, not a curated record. The transcript is spliced from 3 exons. NCBI's taxonomy places the organism in Eukaryota, Metazoa, Arthropoda, Insecta, Diptera, Psychodidae. Gene Ontology annotation, molecular function: hydrolase activity, hydrolyzing N-glycosyl compounds.
AUGAAAAUGCGUAUAUUAACGAAAUACGGUGAGGCCACAGCGUGCAUUUUAUUGUCAAUGUGAUUCUGCCCUUAUUCUUAUUUCCUUGAUAGGAAAGGGAAAAAUACCUUUAUGUUACUAAAACUGCAUGAGCUAUAUUUGUUUAAGUUCGACAAUUUAUAAUACUGUAGGAAGAAAUUAAAAAUUUUCAGGACUUCUCUUUUAAUUGAUAUCGGAAGUAUAUCAAGUAUUAGUAAAGUGGCAUAUAGCCAUUGUGUAGAAUAAUUAGUAAUUUCAUCGUAAUGGAUGAUGAAUUCUAAGAUAUUUCUUACAGUGUUCCUUUAAAGCGCGAAUGCAUAUUUGUAGCAUUUUAUGACUAAUUUUAUCAUAUUUUAAAUAUUUUUAAAUUUCUUUAAUGAAAUAUCGGUAAACUAUUAUAAUGUAACAAUUAUUGCAGUCAAUUCCAUCUUGUUUUAUUGAAGGAGAGACUCAUUGUGAGAAUCUUACCUACUACAAACUGGUUUAAGCUUAUCAUUGACCAUGAAAUCUUGUAUUAAAAUGUUUUGUGGGUUUACAUAGUUUCUCUUAUCUUUUUGUGAUAAUAAAAAUAAAUAUAAAUUUAGAAUUGCUCACUUGGCUUUAAUUUACUCGUCAGUCAUUUCUAAAUCACGGAAGAAGACUGUUUCAGUAGAACUAGAUUCUAUAUUGGAUUGAAAGUAUUUUGAUAAGUUUUCAAUGAGGCACAAGUCUUGUAUUUAUUUACGGGUAAAAAUCGAACAUUGAAUUGAGGUGACAAAUUUAUAUAAAACGAAACAUUAUCUCUGGUGCCUGAAGACAAGAAGUUUCAUUUCAGAGUGAAAGAAAGAAAGAAGUAGAAAAAUGUCUCAGUUGAUUCCACGCAUAAUUUUGGACACUGAUGGUGGCUAUGACGACGCAUGGGCACUUUUUCUGCUACUCAAGGCACAUUCCUUUAAUAUAAUUGAACUUAUAGCUAUUAUAUGUGGAUCCGGAAACACACACGUAGAUAAUUGUGUAAUAAACACCUGUAGAAUACUCGAGGUGGCUCAGCAAAAAAGUAUUCCUGUAUAUCGUGGAGCAACUGAUUCCCUACUAACGCCCGAAAAUCGGACAACAGAUAAUUUCCAUGGAAAGGAUGGUUUUGGGGAUAUAUUUUCACCGACAGAUCUUCCUGAUAUUGGUCCAGUUAACAAUAAAGAACACGGCGUUAAUGCAAUGGCCAAAAUUAUACAAGACAAUCCUAAUGAAAUUACACUUUUUACUAUCGGAGCUCUCACUAAUGUUGCCCUCGCUAUACGAAUGUAUCCAGAAAGCAUGCAGAAACUUCGUAAAGUCAUAAUGAUGGGUGGUAAUUUCUUAGGCAUUGGAAAUGUGACUCCCAGUGCUGAGUUCAACAUAUUCUUCGAUCCUGAAGCAGCUGAUAUUGUUCUGAGGACUCUCAAAUGUUCUAUAACUGUCAUUCCCUGGGAAACAUGCAUUCCUCCUCUGAACACACUUAACUGGGAAUGGAGACGAAAGGUUUUGGGUUCUAAUGCGCACCCCAUUUUGGAUUUACUUAAUCCUGUUGAGGAUUCUAUAUAUAAAAACCUCCCAUUGAGUGCUAAGUGGGCAUGUGCUGAUUCUGUGGCUACAUCUGUUCUUUUAGCUCCUGAGUAUGUCAUUAAGGAUUCUAAGGAAGUCUAUGUGUCUGUGGAAUUGACUGGAUCUCUAACUAGAGGGCAAUUUGUACUUAAUCAUCGGUGUCAGAAGCCCCGAAAUGUGGAAAUCAUCACAAAAAUUGAUCCAGAAGUACAUAAGAAAGUUUUAUAUUGGGUUAUUGAAAAAAAUCAUCCAAAUACUUCUCUGGAGGACUAUCUAAAAUAAAUAUUCUCUAAAGCUUCGCAUGUGAAAGAAAUUGAACAUUUACAAUUGUAUAUUCUAAUUCAAUGUAAAAUUUUAAGGAUAAUGGGAUGAUGUGCAAUUUGAUAUGUUUUUUUUAUAAAUACGGUGGCUAUAUAAUUUUUUUUUAAAUAAUAUAUAAUCUGCUAGCUUUGCUAAGAAUAAA